Messenger RNA from Catharus ustulatus (Swainson's thrush), 1614 nucleotides. RefSeq names its product jumonji domain containing 7 (gene JMJD7). Bases 89 to 1009 code for a protein of 306 amino acids. Gene Ontology annotation, molecular function: 2-oxoglutarate-dependent dioxygenase activity. The transcript is spliced from 8 exons. NCBI's taxonomy places the organism in Eukaryota, Metazoa, Chordata, Aves, Passeriformes, Turdidae. The record is from RefSeq and is a predicted model, not a curated record.
GCAGCGGCGCGGGGCCAUCAGCGGCGCCCGCUGUGCUGCCGGCAUCGGGGUUCCGAGGUCACGGCGAAACAGAGAGGCCGCCGCAAAAAUGAAGCGAAACUCGGGAAAUCGGUCUUUUAAUGAGCUGGGCUGGCCGGAGUCCAUACCCUAUCUGGAUAGGCCUCCGUCCCCACUGGAGUUUUAUCGAGAGUGGGUGAGUCCGAAUAAACCCUGCAUCAUUCGCAACGCCAUCAGCCACUGGCCGGCUCUGAAGAAAUGGACCUCAGCGUAUCUCAGGGAGGUGGUAGGUCCCAAGGUGGUGAGUGUGGCAGUGACACCAAAUGGUUAUGCAGAUGCAGUGUUUCAGGACCGUUUUGUCAUGCCAGAGGAGCGCCAAAUGCCUUUCAUGGACUUUUUGGACAUUGUGGAGAAGAAAGUGACCUCUCCCAACGUAUUCUAUGUGCAGAAGCAGUGUUCAAACCUCACUGAGGAGUUUCCUGAACUUAUCUGUGAUGUGCAGCCUGACAUACCGUGGAUGAGUGAGGCACUGGGGAAGAAGCCUGAUGCUGUGAAUUUCUGGCUUGGGGAGGCAGCUGCUGUGACAUCUUUACAUAAAGACCAUUAUGAGAACUUGUACUGUGUGAUAUCUGGAGAGAAACAUUUUCUACUGCAUCCACCAAGUGACCGUCCCUUCAUCCCAUAUGAGCUCUAUCAGCCAGCAACCUACCAUGUAUCAGAAGAUGGUUCAUUUGAAAUUGUGGAUGAGAAGACUGCAGAGAAGGUGCCCUGGAUCCCUCUGGACCCCUUGAACCCAGAUCUAGAACUGUAUCCAGAGUAUGCUCAGGCAAAACCUUUGCAGUGUACAGUGAAAGCUGGCGAGAUGUUAUAUCUACCUUCCCUCUGGUUCCACCAUGUUCAGCAAUCACAUGGCUGUAUUGCAGUGAAUUAUUGGUAUGACAUGGAAUAUGACAUUAAAUACAGCUAUUAUCAACUACUAGAUUGCCUCACAAAAACUGUGAAAAUGCUAUAGCAAAGGUGGGAGGCUCGAGCUUGUGAUGUCUGUUUCUGAUAUGAUACAAUCAUCAGCAUCUGUGACUGGAGUACAAACAUGAUUCCCCCAAAAAGAACUGAACUUUAAAUUAUGGUCAACAAUGUCUGCUGAACACAUCGUGGCUAUUUUACUUGGUUUCAGAAUCCAUAUCAAUUGGUCAGAUUUUUUGGCUUGUGAGUAGAACUUUGGUAAUAGGACUUUUAGUCCUUUGCAUGUUACCUCGGGUGAGCAAAAUAAAAUGUGAAGGGAGACAAUCCAGGUUUUGAAAAUCCCAAAAUGGAAGCCCUGUUUCUUCAGAUCUACAGAUUGUUUUUGUAACAACCCAAGCAGACAAUGAUCAGGCUGCAACAGUCUAAUGUAUGCAUUCUGCUUAAGACAAAGGUCUGUUGUAAUUCUCUAAGUUCAGUGGCUGUGGUGUUUUGAUGGUGAGAAUCUACAACUUCUGCAAUAAAUAGGUCAGUUUAAAGCUUAUUUCUGUACUAUUUAAUUUUUUUUCCCCCAAAGUAGAUAAUGGCUGAAGGACAUCUAGGAGUAUAUGCAAAAGUCAAUGUUGGCUAUUUUCCAAUAAAAGCAACACAUUUUUA